Molecule: messenger RNA, 1113 nt
Organism: Acaulospora colombiana
Lineage: Eukaryota; Fungi; Glomeromycota; Glomeromycetes; Diversisporales; Acaulosporaceae
Source: the annotation of a GenBank genome assembly
AUGAGACCCAAAUUAUCCGAACUCUUGGUCAAUAUCAAUAGAAAUAUCGACCUUUUGUCCCGCGCAAAAGAUUGGAAAGCGCUGAGAAGAGAUUGGGAGGACAUUCAAAAGGUUACAGAGAAGCCAGGAGACAUUUGGAAUGAUCCACCGGCAGCAGCCAAAUUGCAAAAACGCUCCGCGCGACUUCUAAAUGAGAUGGAAACUUAUGAAAAGUUGACGAAGAAGGCGAUGGAAGUUAAGGAGCUGACUACGCAAGAAGAAAAUGAUCAGGACUUGUUUGAGGAGAUCUCGAGUGACGCAUAUUCCUUGGACCAUGAAUUGCGAAAUUUUACCCUGACAUCACUGAUGAACGAGGACGCCGAUCAAAAUGGAUGUAUCAUCCAAAUCACACCUGGGGCUGGUGGCGUAGACAGCGGUGAUUGGGCAGACAUGCUAUUUAGAAUGUACGAAAAAUGGGGCGCGAAGAGUGGUUUUCAAGUCAGAACAUUGGAUUAUGUAAGUGAUGAAGUUGCAGGAUGCAAGUCGGCUUCCUUAAAAAUUGAUGGCGAUUAUGCUUACGGUUGGUCAAAACAUGAGUCUGGGAUUCAUCGUUUAGUUAGAAUCUCACCUUUUGAUGCGCAGGGUAGAAGGCAUACAUCGUUUGCCUCUGUAGUAGUUCUUCCAUCAGUUGACGAUGACACGGACGACCGUGCAACAAUGGAUAUCCAUAGUUCUGAUCUUAAGAUAGACACAUUUCGAUCCAGCGGGGCUGGCGGGCAACAUGUGAAUGUGACUGCAAGUGCCGUUAGAAUUACACAUAUCCCUACCAAGAUAGUGGUGCAGUGCCAGAAUGAAAGAUCACAGCACUCGAACAAGUCGACUGCGAUGGAAAUGCUUCGGGCUAGGCUCUAUGAUAAGAUGCUGAAAGAAAGAAACGCGGCGAAACAUGAUAUGUACUCGGCGUUGCCAAAAAAUUCGUGGGGAUCACAAAUCAGGUCUUACAUAUUGUAUCCUUAUCAGUUAAUCAAGGAUCUAAGAACCGGAUAUGAAAUUUCGAACGUCGAUUCUGUAUUGAACAACGGCGAAUUAGAUGAGUAUGUAGAUUAUCAAGAUAAAAAAUUUCAGAAUCUUUGA